Molecule: messenger RNA, 6307 nt
Organism: Ruditapes philippinarum (Manila clam)
Lineage: Eukaryota; Metazoa; Mollusca; Bivalvia; Venerida; Veneridae
Product: proline-rich protein 36-like
Exons: 31
Coding region: 200-5362 (1720 amino acids)
Biological process (GO): regulation of mRNA splicing, via spliceosome
Cellular component (GO): spliceosomal complex
Molecular function (GO): RNA binding
Source: RefSeq, a predicted model, not a curated record
GACAUAGUCUCAGGCAUUUACGUUUCGCGUUUAGAUAGGCGUGAAACUUUUUGUGGAAUUAAGGACAAAUUUAUUUUUAAGAAAAGUGCGGAGCAAUGUGUAGUUUUGAUUAAAAAUCGGAUUACAGUUUGAAACCGCCUUCCGUUUCUUUAUAAUUUUUUCGGUUUUUGUAAAUUAAAGUGUUUAAAUCGACACCAAGAUGACGAAAACACUUUGUCUUUUGAUUAAUGCAUUUGUAUUGGUGCAGAUGGUUCGUGGACAGGCUGCUAAGACAGCAUGGGCCGCAAACGCUGCAAUGGGUCUUGGCACCACAGCACCACCUGAUCCUACAGAACACCAAAUCAAUAUGGCAAUUGUUGGAAUUAACAAUGCAAAAACCGAGACAGCUGCCGCUGCAGCUGCGGCUGCUAUCUACAGUCCUGCACUAGAUCUGUCGGAUAAUGUGAAACAAGCCUUGGAAAACAAAAUUCGUCAGCUUCGUACUCCAGCAGGAUGGCCACACCCAAUUCCUCCGCCUUUGCCCUUCGGUUUCGACGUCAUGCACAUCAUUAUGAAUUCUUUCUAUGGCGGUCCGGUGACAUCCGCCCCAAUGAUUUCAGGACCACCGGCUCCAGCUGCGAUACAAAAUCGAGGCCCACCUACAUCCAUCCGCCGCGGUCCAUCACCAGGGACAGCCUAUUUACCAGGCGGAGCAAUGUCGGGUAUCGGAGCUAUGGGAACAUUCGGUGCUGGAAAUGGACUGACAGGUCCAUCAAGAUUUAUGGAGCCUACAAACUGGGAAGUUGAUCUUGCUGUUCACAAUGUUAACGCUGCAACAACCGAGGCAGAAGCGGCGAAGGCUGCUGCCGCCGUUUACAGAAUAGGCCUCGACGCACCGGAUGCUGUGGUGAGUGCGUUUGAAGAGAAGGUUGCAAGACUAAGGAACCCUAAUUGGACCGGACGAAACCCGCCUAAACUCCCAAGGACAUUUAGGCCAAUGUCAUUCAUUGUCCGGGCAUGGAAGGAAUUGCAAACACUAGCAAAUGCCCAGGCUGCUGCCAAUGCAGCUUCAAUGGCUAUCGCGGCACCUAACCCAGCAGUGAUGAAUUUCAGAGGUCCUCCAGCGGUUCCAGCCCCGCCCAAACAGAGUAAACCAAAACAACCUGUUACAAAACCAGCAAAAUCAAAGACAUCUAAACGUCCUCCACCUCCGUCCAGAGCUCAAGUUGAGAGACAGCUCCGAAUGCAGGAACAGAGAGCCCCGCCUCAAAAUUCUUUCUUUCAAAACUUUAUUGAAAAAAGCAGGCGGAAUAAGCCUGCCCCUGCGCCGCCCGCUUUUCCUAACCUAUUUGGAAUGAACUCUGGUCAAAGGCAAAUUGAUCAAAGAUAUCAAAUGUUUUCACCCCCGGUUCAUAACAUGAAUGCCCCAAGGUACAUAACGAAUGCUCCAAGACAAGCACCUCCUCAACAACCAAGGUAUCAAACAAAUGCGCCCGCUAGGAUAUUUCAAGAUACUCCGAGAUACCAAACAAACGCGCCUCCUCAGACUUUCCAAAAUACACCAAGAGCGCCACCUAAGACUUUCCAAAAUACACCAAGAGCGCCUCCUCAGACUUUCCAAAAUACACCAAGAUAUCAAACAAAUGCGCCGCAUGCAACUCAGCCGCCAAUUAUUCCAAACAAACCAGAACCAAAAAAGCCAGUUGAUCCGUUUUUAGGAAGUGGACAAGUAAAACAAGCAGUGCCACCAACACGUCAAACAGACAUGUUUAGAAAUACAAAACAGCCAACAACAACUAAGUCAAGGAAGGAGCCACUUAGUUUAGAAGAAUUAUUCGGACUACCGGCCGAAAUACCUUCAGUCAAAACUCAACCUCCAACACCAAAACUUGUAACACCAACACCAACGACGAAUCCCCAAAAACCAGCACCCAGAUAUCCCUCUAGUAUUCUUAAACCACGGCAACAGUCUGGAGACGUGCCAAAGCCUCCAUCUUUGAUCAAAGCGACAACAAAAUCUGUACCUAAACCACCUUCAUCAAUGUCAUUCACUCGACCAGAGGCUAGUAUAACAUCAAGAAGACAGAGUGUUGACAGGUAUGGUCCAACAAUACCAGUAACGAAAGUAACACCGCCAACACCAAAACAGUCUAACGUUUUUGUAAGAGACAGUGUUAAAUUACAGAAGAAAGUUGACCCGACAAUAAAACCGGUCCAAGUAAAACGAGAAAAGAAAGUUAACCCAUCAAAACUUUCUAGAUUACAAGAAAGGUAUCCUGGUUUAAAAUACAAACGCUCGUCAAAACAACAGUUAAAAGAACAACAACAACAGCAUCAUCAAGAACUGGAUUACUUUGAAGGUGGUCAGAAUCCGCAAAUAAUGCCGCUUGAUGAGCCUUUCACGAACAAUAAACGACGACCAAGCGAAAUGCCCUCUGCAAAAUAUUCGGUGUCAAGUGCUCAUAAAAGUUCAAAACCGCAUACGCCUUCAUAUUUUAAAAAGUCCCAUCAGAUUUGGUCCCCAACAGGCAAUCUUGGCGUAGGAAUAAAUAAAAUAUUGAAGUCGUCAAUCAUUGUAGAUGGCGUACCUAUACCAACUAAGACCCCGCCCCCACCGCCCCCGACAACAACUACUACCACCACCACUACUACUACUACUACAACAACCACACCAAAACCAACAACUACUACAACAACAACACAAAAGCCGACAACAACAACUCAAAGGCCAACAACAACAACUACAACGCAAAGGCCAACAACAACCACGCAUGCGCCACAAACAACACGAGUUAAGUCAACAACAACAAAAGUAUCUAAGAAAACCGUAGCUCCUGCGGACACAGCUGCUGCAAAAUCUGGUAAACUUUCACCAAAAGAUAAACUUCGAGAACUUGAAACACUUUUACGUGACAUUUCUCCAGGGGAACUUGAAAGCCUUGUCAAUAUAAUCAAAGCUAAAGCUACUGGAGGCCCUGCUCCACCUCCAAAAGCUGAACGUCCACCACCACCGGUACAACCAGCACCACAACCACAACCACCUCCCCAACCUCAACCAACCCAGUACGAGCAACCACCACCCCAGUACGAGCAGAUACCACCCCAGUAUGAGCAGCCACAAUCUCAAUAUGAACCUCAAAGACGACAACAACAACAGGGUUAUAUCCCACCACCUCCAGGUUCUCCAAAUAUGGGCCCAUCCCGAGAGAUGAGGAAUGGCCCACCCCCACCAAACAGAGGCCCUUACAGGGGACCACCUCCACCCGGGCGGAGGGGACCAAAUGGCCCACCAAUGGGUAACAAUCAAAACAACCAGAUGAAUCCAUGGGCACAAAAUGGACCGCAAAUGGGAGGGCCACAAAUGGGAGGACCAAUGGGCGGGCCAAUGGGAGGACCUAUGGGCGGACCAAUGGGAGGACCUAUGGGCGGGCCAAUGGGAGGACCUAUGGGCGGACAGAGAGGUGGACCUGGCGGCCUUGAUCCUAAUAAUCCUCAAGUUGCAAGACUUAUCCGAGUGAUUUCAAAGCGAAUCCCGGACAACCAACACGCACCUGGUUCGGCCAGUAACAUGUUGGCAGGACGUACAGGUGGUCACAGGAACCCGGUAACCGGCGAGGCUCCCGAGGCUGGCGAAGGCGGAGCAGGCAUGAACCCCAUGAUGAUGGCUAUGAUGAUGAACGGUCAAGGAGGCGGUGGCGGCGCAGGAGGUGCUGAUCUCAGUGCACUUCUCGGUGGAAUGGGCGGAGGUGGCGGAGGCGGGGCUUUAGCCAGUUUGUUGGGAGGUUCAGGCGGAGCAGGGGGUAUGGGCGGUCUAGCGGCCCUUGGAGCUCUCGGAGGCGGCGGUGGCGGCGGCGGCGGAGGUGGAAACAGUCAGUUGGACAUGCUGACAAAAGCUUUACAAGGGCCCACGGCACCUUUGAUGGCACUAGGAGGGGGCGAAGGCGCUCAAGCCGGUGGUAACCAGGCCUUGGCAAUGCAGUUAUUAAAUAACGCCAUGAUGGGCGGCGGUCAAGGUCAAUCUUCCGCCGGUGAGGGCGCAUCGUCUAAUACUGGCAUGGCUGGCAAUCCAAUGGCGAUGUUACAAGCUCUAGGCGGUGGUUCUUCGGGUGGCGGCGGAGGUAAUCCACUGGCAAUGUUGCAGGCAUUUCAAGGCGGACAGGGGGGUUCCGGAGGUUCGGCCGCUGAAGGUGGCAUGGGAGGAAUGAACCCUGCUCUGAUGGCAAUGCUCGGAGGUGGCGGAGGUGGUUCCGGGCUUAGUGCGAUGGGAAGUCUUGGUGCACUGCUUGGCGGGGGGUCGGGUGGCGCCGGUGCGGCCAGCGGACUUGCAGCGGCCAUGAUGAACCCAGACGGUCCAGAUUUCUUAACAUCAGGAAACCCUCUAACGACAAGCGCACUUCUAGCGGCUGUAAGCGGAGAACAAAAUCCACUUACAACAGGUGUAACGCCUGCUCCCACACAAGUUUCUACUAAGAACGGUGCUGCGAAAGCAACGGCCAGCCCGCCCGUGACAGGGAAACCAGGUUUUGAGCUGGGAGCGAGCGUUGCUGUAGGUGACCGUGUCAAGAUAACGGAGGCUGAGCGCAGGAAGGAGCAACAAUUACAGAUGGAAGAAAAGCGACGACUGAUACAACUUCAGGACCAGAGAUUGAAACAGAAACGUGAACAUCAGGCACUACAAGAAAAGAGGCGUCAACAAGAGGAGAUAAUCCGCAGACAAGAGGAACAGAUUAGAAGGCAACAAAGGAUUCUUGAACAACAAGCAGCUAAACAAUCUCAAAUGUCAGCAAAAAAGAAAAUGCCAACCCAAUCACCAGGUUCUCAACAACAACAAAAACAACAACAACAGCAGCAGCAGCAGCAACAACAACAACGUUACCAACAACAACAGCAGCAGCAGCAACAACAACAGCAGCAGCAGCAGCAACAACAACAACAACAAGAGCAGCGGCGGCGGCAACAACAACAACAACAAAACAGACAAAAUCAAAUAAUGCAAGGACCACCACCUCCCAGAAACCAAAGGGGUCAACAUAAUCAAGGGCCGUCAAACGCAGGACCUUCCCCGACGCCACAACAACAAACAAAUGCUAACAAUGGCCCCGCCCAGCAGAACAACGGCCGCGCUCAACCACCGAACGCUGGAAACCAGCAACCUGGGGGUCAAAUGGACUUUAUGCAAAUGCUUAUGGGUGGCGGAGGAGGGGGCGGAGGAGGGGGCGGAGGUGACAUGUUUGGUGGAUUAAUGUCAAUGAUGGGUGGCGGUGGAGGCGGGGGAAUGGGAGGGGCAGCAGAUUUAGCCAGUCUGUUUGGAGGAGGAGCGAUGGGAGGAGGAGGAGCGAUGGGAGGAGCGAUGGUGGAACUGGAGGUGGAAUGGAUAUGUUAGCUGCACUUACAGGUGGAGCUGGUAUGGGAGGGGGUAAUGUUGGUGGUGGUGGUGGUAUGGACCUCCUGGCAGCACUUGGUGGCGCUGGUGGUGGAGGUAUGAAUCCUCUUGGUGGACUCGGUGGGGGAGCAACCGGAGGUAUUUCUUCCAAUCAAAAUUUGAUAUCUAUCAGAUCUAACUGUUGUAUUAAAAAAAGAAAAUAAGCUUGGUUGGCAGAGUAAGGUUUAUAUAAUUGGUUUAGUGACAUAAAAAGAUAACUAUACCUCUUGACGACAUUCCUAAAUUCAUUCUGCCGAAUUACCACAAUAUUACUUUACCGAGUACCGAGUGUCAAAUAAAGUUAAGAAAAAUAUAUGUCACAAGAGAUCAAAAGUGCUACAGAUCAAAUCAGUCGCGAAGCUAUAAUUAAAUGUCCAUAUUAAUAGCUUCAGAAUGAGAAAAAAACCUACUGAUAUCUCUUUAAAAUCUCUAAAAACUUGCAAAACGGAUUUGUGAUUCUACCCAGGUUCCCGUUUUGUAUUUGAGAUCAUUCUCAAUAGCGCAUUCGAGGGUACUUUUAUUUAUAUAAUAAGAAUGAAUUUGGUUCGAUUGUGUAGAAAGUUUUACGCUUACAGCCAUCCUUGGGAGCAAUGACUAUACUGUUUAUUGCUGACUUGUCCCUGGUGGGUUUUGAACCGACGCGGCGACAUAUUUAUAAACAAACCUGAAAACAGGAAUGGUUCGGAUCUUUGUUUAAAUUAUAUAUGUGUUUAUAUGUAUGUACGACUAUGCACAUACAUUUAUCUUAUUUUUGAAGAACAUAGUUUUCUCUGGAAUUGAAAAACAAACGCUUAUCUUGGUUAGUGUUGUGAAAGAUAUGGUCACAUAUAUUUUUAACUUUUCUUCUUGGAUCACUCCUUCUCCUUUAUUCUUUUCUCGUUUUCUUCUGUUAUCUUUAUCUUUUAU